GUUAUGAAGACACGAAUGGCCCUUCGACGCACAGGAGAUCCUAGCUCGCUAUUCCGAUGUGUACGCACAAUUUUUGAACAGGGUGGACUACGCAGCUUCUAUCGUGGUUACGUUGUCAGUAUGUCGAGUUACGUCCCCUAUUCUGGCGCUGAAAUGGCCCUCUACGAGGUAAACUCGACUUAUUAUUGA
This is a messenger RNA of Protopolystoma xenopodis, 189 nucleotides long. The record is from the annotation of a GenBank genome assembly. Lineage: Eukaryota; Metazoa; Platyhelminthes; Monogenea; Polystomatidea; Polystomatidae.